AUGGCUGCCGCUAUAUCGACUGUGCCCCUGCGAGUGGCGGUGGUGUGCUCGAGCAACCAGAACCGGAGCAUGGAAGCGCACAACAUCCUCAAUAAAAGGGGAUUCAUUGUUCGAUCCUUUGGAACGGGAACCCACGUGAAGCUCCCGGGGCCAGCACCCGACAAGCCAAAUGUUUAUGAUUUUAAAACGACCUACGACCAGAUGUACAACGAUCUCGUUCGGAAGGAUAAAGAUCUCUACACGCAGAAUGGCAUUUUACAUAUGCUGGAUAGAAAUAAGAGGAUCAAGCCACGCCCGGAAAGGUUCCAGAACUGUAAAGAUAUUUUCGAUCUGAUCCUUACCUGCGAAGAGAGAGUGUACGAUCAGGUGGUGGAAGAUCUGACUUCGAGAGAGCAAGAAACCUGCCAGCCGGUGCAUGUGAUCAACGUGGAUAUCCAAGACAACCUUGAAGAAGCCACCCUGGGGGCGUUCCUCAUCUGUGAGCUGUGCCAGUGCAUUCAGCACACUGACGACAUAGAUAACGACAUCGAGGAGCUGCUGCAGGAGUUCGAGGAGAAGAGCGGCAAAACCUUCCUGCACACAGUCUGCUUCUACUAA
Messenger RNA from Mirounga angustirostris (Northern elephant seal), 597 nucleotides. RefSeq names its product RNA polymerase II subunit A C-terminal domain phosphatase SSU72-like. The transcript has a single exon. Bases 1 to 597 code for a protein of 198 amino acids. Gene Ontology annotation, biological process: termination of RNA polymerase II transcription. Gene Ontology annotation, molecular function: RNA polymerase II CTD heptapeptide repeat phosphatase activity. Gene Ontology annotation, cellular component: nucleus; mRNA cleavage and polyadenylation specificity factor complex. Lineage: Eukaryota; Metazoa; Chordata; Mammalia; Carnivora; Phocidae. The record is from RefSeq and is a predicted model, not a curated record.